Seminavis robusta is the source of this 1141-nucleotide messenger RNA. The record is from the annotation of a GenBank genome assembly. NCBI's taxonomy places the organism in Eukaryota, Bacillariophyta, Bacillariophyceae, Naviculales, Naviculaceae.
AAAAAUGUGAGGAUCUACGAGGCGGUUUCCUUUUGGGUGCAACCGCGCCUUUUUUCUGUGUGCAAACUUAACGUUUGUGCCACACCAACCGUCGUCUGUUUAGAGAGUGAGUCCAUAGUCGUUACAGUCACCAAACGGAACAAUAUUCAAACGACAACGCCCACAAAAUCGUCCGAAGCAGCAAAGGAAUUUGGUCCUUGUCGACUUGUUGUUGAGACAGUCAGCUCUCAGUGUUUCAAAACAAAAGGAGCUAACAAGAUGCCCACUGUUCAAUCUACCCCCGCAACCAUGAGCUCCCGAGGAGAAAAGGGUGUCCGUCGUCCGUUUGGCAACAUCAACGUGAAUCGAGCUGACACAAACCAAACCAAUAGCAGCAGCAAACCGGCCGUCACCAAGCCCACUCAUCGCUCUGUACAAUCCUUCCCUCCUCCUGCGGUAGUGCAUCGAUCAUCGACGACUGUCACUCUUGUAAAUACGGAUACAAUUCCUGUGAGCUCUUCGAGGGAUGAUCCUACUUGUGAAUCUAGACAAGCCCCUUCCAUUUUUCGCGAUAAUGCCGGUGAAGAACGGAUCGACGCAUCGGAAGAUGUUCUCUCGCUCAAACUAGCCAAUCCAGUGUCGGACUCGUGCGAAACAAGCGAGGAAGAGGAUAUUUGCUUACCAUUCAUGAGAAUCGACAAUACAGCCAUUGUUGAGGCGUAUGAUACCAUCCAACUGAGAGGUAUCUUUAGCCAGCGCAGCAGUAACACGGCAGCACUUCCAGAACAUUGGAGUCUAGAGCGUGCCAAUCCGAUUGUGGUUCCUGAAGAUGGCGACUUCCCCACUGGCGAGAUCUACCCUGAUCGAACACAGACGCUGUACACGCACUCUCUCCUUUCGGAAUCCAUGUUGAUCAUGGACAUGUUGAGCCCUCCAAUGGCUUGAUGGAUGAAGGAAGUUGUCUCUCAAUAUCAUACAAAUCAUACUUGAGUGUUCCGAAUCGAAUGUGUCCAUUUUUCGUUCAUACAAUACAUACAGUCAGAGCACCUUCUUUGAGAAAGCCGUUCGUUAAGUCGAGCCCUUUACUCGUUGAAUCCUCAUUUCAUUCCCUCUCAUAGCUACCGGCAAUGUAACAAUGUAUCUAGAAAGAAGUCAUCCUUGU